Molecule: messenger RNA, 1365 nt
Organism: Manis pentadactyla (Chinese pangolin)
Lineage: Eukaryota; Metazoa; Chordata; Mammalia; Pholidota; Manidae
Gene: FEN1
Product: flap structure-specific endonuclease 1
Exons: 2
Coding region: 152-1294 (380 amino acids)
Cellular component (GO): nucleus
Molecular function (GO): manganese ion binding; 5'-3' exonuclease activity; 5'-flap endonuclease activity
Source: RefSeq, a predicted model, not a curated record
AUGAGCGCGGGCUUUGGAAGGCGGCGAGCGAGAGAGGCUGUCCGCGGCGAACAGGGAGCGGGGCUGAGGACUGUCCUGGGCAUCACCAGACCAAGCAUUAGCUGCCGAAGCCUCGCGCACCAGAGCCCAGCUGUCCCUCCUCUGUAUUGCUAUGGGAAUUCAAGGCCUGGCCAAACUGAUUGCUGAUGUGGCCCCCAGUGCCAUUCGGGAGAAUGACAUCAAGAGCUACUUCGGCCGCAAGGUGGCCAUUGAUGCCUCCAUGAGCAUUUAUCAGUUCCUGAUUGCUGUUCGUCAGGGCGGGGAUGUGCUGCAGAAUGAGGAGGGCGAGACCACCAGCCACCUGAUGGGCAUGUUCUACCGUACCAUCCGUAUGAUGGAGAAUGGCAUCAAGCCCGUGUAUGUUUUUGAUGGCAAGCCACCACAGCUCAAGUCAGGUGAGCUGGCCAAACGCAGUGAGCGGCGGGCUGAGGCGGAGAAGCAGCUGCAGCAGGCUCAGGCUGCUGGGGCCGAGGAGGAGGUGGAAAAGUUUACUAAACGGCUGGUGAAGGUCACCAAGCAGCACAAUGAUGAGUGCAAGCACCUACUGAACCUCAUGGGCAUCCCAUACCUUGAUGCACCCAGUGAGGCAGAGGCCAGCUGUGCCGCCCUGGUGAAGGCUGGCAAAGUCUACGCCGCAGCCACAGAGGACAUGGAUUGUCUGACCUUCGGCAGCCCCGUAUUAAUGCGGCACCUGACUGCCAGUGAGGCCAAGAAGCUGCCCAUCCAGGAAUUCCACCUGAGCCGGAUUCUGCAGGAGCUUGGCCUGAACCAGGAGCAGUUUGUAGAUCUGUGCAUCCUGCUGGGCAGUGACUACUGUGAGAGCAUUCGGGGUAUUGGGCCCAAGCGGGCUGUGGACCUCAUCCAGAAGCACAAGAGCAUUGAGGAGAUUGUGCGUCGGCUUGACCCCAACAAGUACCCUGUGCCGGAAAAUUGGCUCCACAGGGAGGCCCAGCAUCUCUUCCUGGAGCCUGAGGUGCUUGACCCAGAGUCUGUGGAGCUGAAAUGGAGUGAACCAAAUGAGGAAGAGCUUGUCAAGUUCAUGUGUGGUGAAAAGCAGUUCUCUGAGGAGCGAAUCCGUAGUGGGGUCAAGCGGCUGAGCAAGAGCCGCCAGGGCAGCACCCAGGGCCGCCUGGAUGAUUUCUUUAAGGUGACUGGCUCACUCUCUUCAGCUAAGCGCAAGGCGCCAGAACCUAAGGGAUCUGCUAAGAAGAAGGCAAAGACUGGGGCAGCAGGGAAGUUCAAAAGGGGAAAAUAAGUGGGCUUCCCCUCCUUUACCUCCUUGACCCAGAAUACCCAGCCCUAGAGAAACUUCCCUGGGGGCAUGGC